GGAGAAUCGCAAACAAAUUUUUGCUAUUAAAGAUCGAAUCUUCAAGAGCUAGCCGUUGUUUGAAGAGAAAUCACGCACAUACACAUGCUGUGGCAUUCUCCUCGAGUUCACUGAGAACGGAUGACCGGUUCUGCGGAAACCUCACUGCUGUUUCUCAUAGCCUGUAUGUCCAAAGUACCCCAAAAAUCUCGACUGAAAAUCAAUAAGUCAGAUGAGUGAGAACGAUUACUGUAGCUGUGACGAUCCACGAGAAGCUCCGUCAGCACCUCGAAUGGAAUCAUCGGACCGGUUCUCAUUUCCACAUUUAUUGAGACAACGACCACCUGCUUAUGCGCCUCCGAGUCAUCGUAAAACGCUCAAGAUCGAUUGCCUUUUUUGUAUUGGUGUUGCGCAGCUUCUUGUUGCGGCCCUGCUCCUUUAUGGUGGCAUCUGCUGUGAACUUUAUGUCGAGGCAGCUUACUGCUCCUACUAUUCACUUUUAUGGAUGCCUGCGCUGUGCUUAGUCAACUCGUUGAUCGGGAUAGUUGCUGUUGUUAUCAAUUACGAUACGCUGCUAUUUGUACACCUUUGCGUAUCAGUGAUGGCUGUUGCGGCUGGUGCAGCCAGUACUGUGAUCUCUUUAUUUGACUACAGCGCUAUUGGCACUACACAGUGGUCUUCGAAGAACAAUCUCUUCUGUUUGCUUCCAACUUACGACCCACCCAGAGACAUUACUGACACGCUGGUUACGAGUGGUGUUAAUGCCAUACGGAAAAGUCUUUUUAUACUCUUAGGGAUGCAAGAAAUCUACAAAAUUGGGAGACAUAGCAAUUUUUCUGAAUGUAUAUGGCAGUUCAAGACUGGAUUAUUGAUUGUCAAUCUGUCCAUUGUUGGAGCUAUAUUCUUAGUUGUUCUGAGCACGAUAUCCAUAGUGCUAUGCGCUCGACGAAUAAAGGAAUGGCCCAAACUUCGCUAAAGUGAUGAAGAUUUUCAUCGAAGUUUUGUGAACCUAGCCGGUUUAUACUUCACUUGCUUGACUUUCUUAUAAUUAGCUUGUAGCUUUGAACUCUGUACAAUUGCAUCUGUACUAUGGGUCCCGAAAUUCUUUCGAAGAUAGAUUUCUAUUUCGCUUUCAUCUAUUCAAAACGUAUGAGACUUGCUACGAUCUCAAAUCUAAUAGAAUCUACACUUGAUUUUGCGUUUAACAACGAACUUGGCUGCGUGCGCCACUUGAAGCGUGCAAGAAAAUCAAUAAACAUAUCCAUUCAAAUGUGCUUACAGACACGACUCAGAGGCAUCAAAGCCGCGUUGCUUCAAAAUUUGCAGUUUGGAAGCUAUGCACAUCUUUCCUAAUUUUUCUAAAAACGCAGGUUAAAGCGGGAUUGCCGAAUCUCGAAAAGCAUAAGAACGAAUAGCCAC
This is a messenger RNA of Cylicocyclus nassatus, 1398 nucleotides long. Lineage: Eukaryota; Metazoa; Nematoda; Chromadorea; Rhabditida; Strongylidae. The record is from the annotation of a GenBank genome assembly.